CCACGUGACCGCGCGCCGGCUGAGUCAGCCGGGUCGUCAUGCAGCGUCAGUCUGGAGUCGCACAAUUAUGAAAAAGCAACCUUCCGUUGGAGCUGCAGCCGAAGCGGAUCUCACCGACGUCCACUGGGCUUUCCUUCCACGGCUAACCGAGAGCACCGCCGAUAGAUGGAUACAAGCCACGACGCAGCUCUUCCUGAGUCUCAACGGUGACGAGAAUGUCCCAGAAACCCUGGAUAGAAAGCACUUUCACCAAGCGGGAAUGUGUGUACAUACUUCCAGUGUCAAAGGACCCCCACAGAUGCCUUCCAGGAUGCCAGAUUUGCCAACAGCUCGUCCGAUGCUGCUGUGGACGGCUGGUGCGGCAGCACGUCGGCUUCACGGCCAGCGUGCCCACCAAGUACUCGGACGUGAAGCUGGGUGACGGCUCCAACCUGUCCAUGCCCGAGCUGGAGGAGUGGUCGGUGGAGAAGCACACGGAGGCGAGCCCCAGCGAUGCCUACGGCGUCAUCAACUUCCAGGGCGGCUCUCACUCGUACCGAGCCAAGUAUGUGCGUUUGUCCCACGACUCGCGGCCGGAGAGCAUCCUGCGGCUGAUGCAGAAGGAGUGGCACAUGGAGCUUCCCAAGAUCCUCAUCUCGGUGCACGGAGGCGUUCAGAACUUUGAGCUCCACCCGCGGCUCAAGCAGGUGGUCGGCAAGGGCCUCAUCAAGGCCGCCGUCACCACCGGGGCCUGGAUCCUCACCGGAGGGGUCAACACAGGCGCGGCGAAGCACGUGGGAGACGCUCUCAAAGAACACUGUUCGAGAUCGUCAAAGAAAAUUUGCACUAUCGGGAUCGCCCCCUGGGGAGUCAUCGAGAACCGGAACGAUCUCAUCGGCAGAGACAUCGUGGCUCCGUACCAGACGCUGCUGAACCCGCUCAGCAAACUGAACGUGCUCAACAACCUGCAUUCCCAUUUCCUGCUGGUGGACGACGGGACGGUGGGCAAGUACGGCGCCGAGGUCCAACUGCGGCGGGACCUGGAGAAGCACAUCAACCUCGAGAGAAUAGACGCACGAAUCGGGCAGGGUGUCCACGUCGUGGCCCUGAUCUUUGAGGGGGGUCCCAACGUGAUCCUGACUGUGCUGGACUACCUCCAGGAGAGCCCCCCUGUCCCGGUGGUGGUGUGCGAGGGCACCGGCCGCGCCGCCGACAUUUUGGCCUACGUACACAAGCAGACCGAGGAGGGAGGCAGUCUUCCGGAUGGAGUGGAGAUUGACAUCAUCGCAACCAUCAAGAAGACCUUCAACUUCAGCCAGAGUGACGCCAUCCACCUCUUCCAGACUGUGAUGGAGUGCAUGAAAAGAAAAGAAUUGAUCACCGUGUUUCAGAUCGGCUCCGACGAGCACCAGGACAUCGACGUCGCCAUUCUGAGGGCUCUACUCCAAGGCACAAACGCCUCCGCCUUCGAUCAGCUGGUGCUGACUCUGGCCUGGGACCGGGUGGACAUCGCCAAGAACCACGUGUUUGUGUACGGACAGCAGCUCCUGGUGAGCUCUCUGGAGCAGGCGAUGCUGGACGCACUCUUGAUGGACAGGGUGGAUUUUGUCAAGUUGCUCAUAGAGAACGGCGUGAGCAUGCACCGGUUCCUGACCAUCAGUCGGCUGGAGGAGCUCUACAACACGAAACAACUUCCCAACAACCCGACUCUCCUCCACCUGGUUAGAGAUGUCAAACAGAGCCACCUGUCUCCGAACUACAAGAUCACUUUGAUUGACGUGGGUCUGGUGAUUGAGUUCCUGAUGGGCGGGACUUACAGGUGCAACUACACCAGGAAACGCUUCCGGAUCAUUUACAACAAUCUCCACGGCAACAAUAGGAGGUCGGGGCGCCACACUGCGGGUCCCGGUCUGAGGAAAAGUCACGAGGCUUUUAGCAUGCAGGCUGACAAAAAAGAGAAGACGAGGCACAACCACUUCAUCAAAACUGCACAGCCGUACAAGCCCACGCUGGAAUCCUCCAUCGAGCAGAACAAAAAGAGGAGCAAAGAGGAGAUCGUGGACAUCGACGACCCGGAGACGCGGCGGUUCCCCUACCCGUUCAACGAGCUGCUGGUGUGGGCCGUGCUGCUGAAGAGGCAGAAGAUGUCGCUCUUCUUCUGGCAGCACGGCGAGGAGAACAUGGCCAAGGCGCUGGUGGCCUGCAAGCUCUGCCGCUCCAUGGCCUACGAGGCCAAGAAGAGCGACGUGGUGGACGACACCUCGGAGGAGCUCAAGGAGUACUCCAAUGAGUUUGGGACGCUGGCGGUGGACCUGCUGGAGGAGUCCUUCAAGCAGGCCGAGACCAUGGCCAUGAAGCUGCUCACCUACGAGCUGAAGAACUGGAGCAACUCCACCUGCCUGAAGCUGGCCGUCUCCUCCCACCUGCGGCCCUUCGUGGCGCACACCUGUACCCAGUUCCUGCUGUCGGACAUGUGGAUGGGGCGGCUCAACAUGCGCAAGAACUCCUGGUACAAGGUGAUUCUGAGCAUCCUGGUGCCGCCGGCCAUCCUGCUGCUGGAGUACAAGUCCAAGGCCGAGAUGGCUCACAUCCCUCAGAGUCAGGACGACCACCAGAUGACCAUGGAGGACAGCGAGCACAACAUCCAGAACAUCACCGAGGAAAUCCAAAUGGAUGUGUUCAAGGAGGCCAGAUCCCACGACCAAGCGGAGACGACCAAGAAUGACAUGGACACACAAAUUCGCUCCAGAAAGCUUCCCUUGACCAGGAAGAUAUACGCCUUCUACCACGCGCCCAUCGUCAAGUUCUGGUGCAACACGCUCUUCUACCUGGGCUUCUUGAUGUUCUACUCGUAUGUCGUCCUGGUGAAAAUGCCCGAAAUUCCUUCUCCUCAAGAGUGGGUGGUCAUCCUCUACAUAUUCACCUCCGCCAUUGAGAAGAUUCGAGAGAUGUUUAUGUCUGAAGCGGGCAAAAUAAGCCAGAAGAUAAAAGUGUGGUUCAGCGACUAUUUCAACGUGUCGGACUUUCUGGCCAUUGUCACCUUCUUCAUCGGCUUCGGCUUGCGAUUGGCUGGCGGUGAAGCCUUCGUCCCCGGGAGGACGGUGUAUUGUCUCAACAUCAUCUUCUGGUACGUGCGACUCCUGGACAUACUGGCCGUCAACCAGCAGGCCGGACCGUACGUCAUGAUGAUCGCCAAAAUGGUGGCCAACAUGUUCUACAUAGUGGUAAUAAUGGCGAUAGUCCUGCUGAGCUACGGCGUGCCCAGGAAAGCCAUCCUGUACCCACACGAGGAGCCCAGCUGGACGCUGGCCAAAGACGUGGUCUUCCAGCCGUACUGGAUGAUGUACGGGGAAGUGUACGCCUAUGAAAUCGAUGUGUGUGCCAAUAACACAGAGACAUCAGUGAGGACCCUGUGUGCAGCCGGAGUGUGGCUGACUCCUCUCCUCCAAGCCGUCUACCUCUUCGUACAGUAUAUACUGAUGGUCAACCUCCUCAUCGCCUUCUUCAACAAUGUGUAUCUCCAAGUGAAGUCCAUUUCUAAUCUGGUGUGGAAGUACCAGCGCUACCACUUCAUCAUGACCUACCACGAGAAGCCUGUGCUCCCGCCCCCGUUCAUCCUCCUCUGCCACAUCUACUCCCUCUUCUGUACGUGCAGGAAGAGGAAGAAGGAGCACACCUACGGACCAAAGCUGUUUCUCACAGAGGAAGACCAAAAGAAGCUCCAUGACUUUGAGGAGCAAUGUGUCGAGACGUACUUUCACGAAAAGGACGAUCGGUUUCACUCCGGGAGUGACGAGCGCAUACGUCUGACGUCGGAAAGGGUUGAGACCAUGUGCUUGCAGCUGAAGGAGGUCGGCAACAAGGUCAACUUCAUAAAACGCUCUCUGCACACACUGGAUUCCCAGAUCGGCCACCUGCAAGACCUCUCGGCGCUCACCGUGGACACCCUGAAGACGCUCACCGCUCAGAAGGCGUCGGAGGCCAGCAAGGUCCACAAUCAGAUCACGCGGGAGCUCAGCCUCUCCAAGAACCUGGUGCCCAGCGUCGCCCACGCGGCGACGGACACGGGCCCCCACUCCAAAUCGUCCGCCGUCGGAAAACGCAGCGUGGGCGCCUACUUCGGCUCCUCGUUCCCCCAGGCGGGCGCCAACAUCGCCGAUUCUCUUUUCGGCGUCGGGGGAGGGGCCGGGGCGGAGAGCAGCCGGAGGGCAACCGGCCAUGGAGCGGCGGGGCUGGGCCUGGACCCCAACCUCAACCCGGCGUUGAGUCCGGAGAGGCGUGGCUUAUUUGGGCUCGGGCACCUCGCCGCGGAGGCCGGAUCCUCGGGCAGCGUCGGCUCCGGCGCCUUCGUCCAAAGCGCGGCGGCGGCGGCCGUGACCCCGCCGGAGCUGCGUCUCCGAGGCCGGUCGCUCACCCAGAGCAAGCUGAACCGUCCGCAAGAGCCGGCUCCUUUCGACUCGCCGUCCAGCCUGCCCAACGUGCCCUCCCCCGCGGCUCGCUUCCACAUCGGCAGCACGCCCUCCCAGCCCAGUGGCUCCAGCCACCCAGAACUCGCCCUCGCUCGGCUUUACCAGCAGCACUUCCAGCCCGACUGCACCGCUGUAGAGUUCGGGGCGUUUGUGGGGCACAAAGACAGUUUGGACCUCCAGCACUCGACACCCAAAGAAACCUCCAGCAGACAGCACAGCCCGGUCCCACAGACCAGAUUGCAGGCGCAGCCUGAAGGACAAGGUCAUAUCAGAGCAGUAAACUCCUACGCCGGCUUCACAGAAUUUGAUCGGCACCCGGCUUUCCUCCAUCCGGACUCCACUCUGAAGAAGAAGGACAGGAGCAGAGUGUCGGCUGAAGACAUCCUCAUUCACGAAGACCCCCGGGCUUCAGUAUUGGAACGGGUUCAGGUCAAAUCAGCCCAAGCCAGCAGCUUGCGAGCCCCAGGGGAAGAUGCACCGAGUGCGACAGCGGCAGUUUCUCUCUACGCGCCUCGCCACAGCCUCCUCGGAGCCAGAAAGGACUCUAUUGGCUCACCGUACAAGCCCAUAGAAAGCUACCAGUACUCCGCUGUCGAGCGCAACAACUUGAUGAGGCUGUCCCAGAGCAUCCCCUUCACCCCCGUGCCCCCUAGAGGAGAGCCGGUGACGGUGUACCGGCUGGAGGAGAGCUCCCCCAACACCAUCAACAACAGCAUGUCCUCCUGGGCCCAGCGGGGCCUCUGUGCUAAGAUCGAGUUUCUGAGCAAGGAGGAGAUGGGAGGGGGACUCCGACGGGCCCUCAAGGUGCUCUGCACCUGGUCGGAGUACGACAUCCUGAAACCGGGACACCUGUACAUCGUCAAGUCCUUCCUCCCCGAGGUGGUGCAGACCUGGCAGAGCAUCUACAAGGAGGACACGGUGCUGCACCUCUGCCUCAGGACUUUCCAGCGGUGGAAUCUCACGUGCAGAGCAAGAAGCACAGAGACUAGCGAAGGCCGCCCGCGGGGCUAGCUGCUGCUCCGCCGCGAGCUCCUGCUCCGCCGCCCGCAACGACGUCAACUACAACGCUGGAGGUCACCGGAGGAAAUCCAGCACCUUGCAACAAAGAGCUCAUCACCGAAGACCAACGCUGCAGUGCGUUCUUCAUUCUGUUCCACGAGACUCUGAACCAGACCACCGCGAGCAGACAGCUGGACUUCAUGUGCGUUAUUGGUGAAAUGACCACGUCCAGUCAGGAUCCUGUGGAGCUCAUGGGCCAUGACACGCCCAGGACCUACUUCAGCACCUCAAAGUAAGUCUAACAUAAAUAUAUGUAUUAACUAUCCUCUUGUAUAUGAGUAUGUGUUUCAUAUAGUUAAGCUUUACUCAUGUGUCAAGUUAAUAACAGCUAUGCAUAGGCGCACUACACAUUAAUUAGACUAAUUAAAAAUAGUUUUAGAAUGGUAGUAAGUAGAGUGGUGUUUACCUGUCAAUAUGUCUACAUAGUGUUCACUAGGCUCAAGAGAUGGCUCACGUUGCUUAAUUUGUAAAAAUAGUAUUCAUUCCUAUUUAUCCAGUCUGACAUUAAUCUGAAGUGGUGGUGUCAUAAGAGAUGUGGUGACUGUUGUUUGGCUAAUGUCUGCCUUUUUUCUUUCUUUUUUCCAGGAGAAUGGACCAAAUGUCAACUGGAAGUUUUUAUAUUAAUACAGUUUGAAAAGGAUUGUUUUCCUAGUAUAUUCACAAAAGCUCAGCAGUAGACAUGAACCUGUGCACAAACAUCCAUCACAUAGAGACAUGAGAACUCACACUCACUCACCCACACACACAUACAUUCUAUUAUGUAAAUGAAUUUGCAUUUUAAAAGCAGCUGGAAAUGUUAUUUGUUACUUUAUGGAUUUUUUUUGUUCAAAAGGAACUAUGUUGCAUGUAUUUUUAAAAUAUAUUUACUUAAUUUUAGAGACAUUUGUUCAUGGGACUUAAAUGUUCUGAAAAUGUAUUAAUAAAUAUAAUUUACAACAGCAAUGACAUUUGUGUUAUCCUUUUGCAUUACACCAUACUGUUAAUUUUGAACAGACAUCAGUGUGUUUACUUUGAAUUAAUUAAUUUAGAUUAAUGUAUAUUUCCAUCGUAAAUUAGGUCUUAAAUUUUAUUUAGACGUGGUCUUAAAAAGUCUUAAAAAGUCUUACAUUUCACUGGUUUAUUCCUGUAGACACCCUGUAGAGCUAUUUGGUCACAACAAGAGGCGUUACGCAUGGAGGCAAAAGAACACAGCAUUCCUAGAAAAACACUCGCUGCCCACAGUAACAUGUGGCGGGGGGUCCAUCAUGCUGUGGGGCUGUGUGGCUAGUGCAGGUACUGGGAAUCUAGUUAAAGUUGAGGGUCGCAUGGAUUCAACUCAGUACCAGCAAAUUCUUGACAAUAAUGUUCUAGAAUCUGUAACAAAGCUGAAGUUACGGCGGAGUUGUGUGUUCCAGCAGGACAACGACCCGAAACAUCGCUCCAAAUCCACUCAGGCAUUUAUGCAGAGGAACAACUACAAUGUUCUGGAACGGCCAUCCCAGUCGCCAGACUUGAAUAUAAUUGAAAAUCUAUGGGGUGACUUGAAGCGGGCACCCAUCAGACCUUACUGAACUGGAGAUGUAUUGUAAGGAAGAAUGGUCCAAAAUACCUUCAUCCAGAAUUCAGACACUCAUCAGAGGCUAUAAGAAGCGUCUAGAGGCUGUUAUUUUUGCAAAAGGAGGCUCUACUAAAUAUUAAUGUGAUUUUUCUGUUGGGGUGCCCACAUUUAUGCACCUGUCUAAUUCUCUUAUGAUGCAUAUGGCAUAUUUUCUGUUUAUCAAAUAAACCUUAUUUCACUGCUAAAAUAUCACUGUGUCCAUGAAGUAUUAUAUAUAUGACAAAGAAGUUCCCGAUCCAAAUGCCCAACAAUUUAUAGAUGAAAGUAAUGGAGAUUAUCAGGGGUGCCCAAACUUUUGCAUACGACUGUAUAAGCUCUUUUAAAAAAAAAUAGUUUCAUCUUUGAGUUGUAAUCUCGAAAUUGCAUAAAGGUUUUUUUUAGCUAUAAAGUUUAAGAACUGCCGUUUGAAACAUUAACCUGAAGAACUGGUGUCAAAAUUAUUUUCAAAAAUGUUUACUCUCCAAAAGAUUUGGAAAAGUCAUGGAAAUGUGUUAAAUUAAUGUUAAUUUACGCAGUUUGAUAAAAAGAACAAACAUUUAUAUAGAUAUUUAUACUUUUUUAAAUCAAACUAUUGUGUAAUUUAAGGUGUAUACACCGAGAGUCCACAAAAUAUUUGGUUAUGGAAAUUUGGUUUAAAGUUGUGGAAACCCAUUGGUCGACAUUGUAUGAACCCUGAUAAAGGUUUUAUUAGCUGUAAAGUUUAAGAACUGCCAUUUAAAACAUUAACCUGUCGGACGAUGCAGGGUUCGUACUGUCAUGGAAAACCUGGGAAAGUCAUUGAAAAAAAUAAAAUUCCAAAAGUUUUGGAAAAGUCAUGGAAAUUUCAUAGAUUAUGUUAAUGUACUGUAUGCUUUGGAAUUGUCGUUAGUUUAAAUAUGACAUUUUCUCACUUUUUCAUCGAUACACCCGAGAUUCACAAAAUGUUUGUUCAUUGAAAUUUGGUUUAAAGUCCUGGGAAGCCAUUUAACAUGUGCAUGAACCCUGACUGGUGUCUGUGACCAAAACAUUUGUGC
This is a messenger RNA of Pseudoliparis swirei, 8117 nucleotides long. RefSeq names its product transient receptor potential cation channel, subfamily M, member 7 (gene trpm7). Gene Ontology annotation, biological process: monoatomic cation homeostasis; monoatomic cation transmembrane transport; protein phosphorylation. Lineage: Eukaryota; Metazoa; Chordata; Actinopteri; Perciformes; Liparidae. The coding region runs from base 216 to 5459 and encodes 1747 amino acids. Gene Ontology annotation, cellular component: membrane. The transcript is spliced from 36 exons. The record is from RefSeq and is a predicted model, not a curated record. Gene Ontology annotation, molecular function: ATP binding; protein serine/threonine kinase activity; calcium channel activity.